Messenger RNA from Canariomyces notabilis, 456 nucleotides. RefSeq lists its product as uncharacterized. Lineage: Eukaryota; Fungi; Ascomycota; Sordariomycetes; Sordariales; Chaetomiaceae. The transcript is spliced from 2 exons. The coding region runs from base 40 to 360 and encodes 106 amino acids. The record is from RefSeq and is a predicted model, not a curated record.
UGAGGACGGGGAAACGGCGUUCAGGAGUUGACGGCUGGCAUGCUUGUGAUGGUAAUUGGCUGCAGAUACCAUGAGUUGAGUAUCCUAUAUUUGCCUCCGCGGUUGUGGGGAGCCAUAUGGACGGUUCGCCGCGACAAUACGUGGGACAUCCCGCUGAGCUGCUGGACGCUCCACGAGUCUGGGAGGAGCAACCUGACGCCUUCAGAGACCGUUGAGUUCCAUCUGGACCUAUCCGCAGCUUUGAGGCGGAAUAUCCCGAAGACAGCUGUGCGAAUGAUCCUUUCCUUUUGCUUCUCCUGCAGACUAGCAGUGAAAGGUCCCGCAUAUCCGUCGGAUUUUAUCGGACGAGCUAGCCGAUGACAUCGGCAGGCAUGCAUGAUUGACAGGCCAUCGCGCCGGAAAGAAAUCCCUCCUGAACAGUGCUCAGCAUAUCCAAAAAGCAAGGGUCAUUCAUUA